CGGCCUUGAAGUCUCGAAUACAUUGACGGAAAACGCGUCUAUCUCGAGAUACUGCGUGUCGCAACAGCUGCAGGGUCGAGACUCAAGCCGAGACUGUCGUGGUGUUUGUGGCCUGCAGCAGUAUGGAAAUUUGAGUUGAGUCAGAGAGACAGUCAGAAAGUCUCGUCGGCGAAGCACGGACCGUUCGUAUCUAUCUCUGUUCAGUGAACAGUUGAACCCUCGGCAGAUACUUGCGCCCUUACCGUUCCACGCCCUGUAACAUAACGGUCGAUCGGUUUAUUCAUCAGUUUCGUGUGCAGUUUUACUGAUUCCAGUUAGUACGCUCGAUCGAGAAAGUAAAGUCUCGCUGAAGUAAACUUACGGUUUAAUUUUACCCUUUGCGGUGUUAUUCGCAGAUAUAAUGGUGGUCGGUGUCCUUUCGGCGGGUUCGCGAUGCGUCAAGUACCUUAUGUUCAUAUUCAACCUGCUCUUUGUGAUUAGCGGAAUCCUGCUGAUAUCGCUUGGAUCUACGAUUUUGGCGGUGUACCAUGAAUAUCACUACUUCCUUGACACGAAAUUCUUCUCAGUACCAUCGCUGCUCAUAGCGAUUGGUGUGAUAAUUUUUCUCAUCGCAUUCUUCGGCUGUUGUGGAGCUGUUCGAGAAAAUUACUGUAUGGUUGUUACGUUUGCCACGCUGCUGAUACUCGUAUUCAUCCUCGAACUUUCCGGUGGAAUUUCUGGAUACGUCCUAAGGUCGCAAGCGAAAGAAAUCGUUACUGAAAAAAUGAACAGCUCGAUGGCCGAAUACAAGAAAAACACCGAGAUCACUAUCCUCUGGGAUCAGGUUCAGAAAACUUUCGUGUGCUGCGGCACAAAUGAGGCGAAGGAUUGGCAGCUAUACUUCGACAACGACACUCUCCCAAUGUCUUGCUGUGAUCAACAAGUUGGUGCUGCUGGAACUGUGACCUGCAAACUCUCAGAACCGAAUGUCCACGAAAUAGGCUGCGCUCACGCUUUCCUGGACUUCGUCAAAUUGCACGCUCUACAACUCGGCGGAGUCGGUCUCGGCGUCGCGUUUGUACAGCUCACCGGUAUCUGGUUUGCGAUAUCCCUGGCAAAGUCGAUCAGAAGUAGCUACGAGACGGUUUAGUCGUCACGGAAAAAGCGCAUCGUCUUUGAAAUGGGGGAAAACUAAAAGGAAAUCUCAUUCCAGGAACCACGCGUUAUUAUCAUCAUAUGUAUAAAGAAUUAAGUUUAUACAUAUCACUGUGUAUGCUUGUAUACUUCCAACUUAACGAUAUUGGAAUACUUUAUUCUUAUAUUAUACUUGUGCCUAUCUUAUACGAUGUGAAAAGUGGUGCCAUAUAAUUAUAUAAGUAUAUUAUUUUGUUUGAUACAUUGGUUCCUAUAAUUCAAAAAGAAUUUACAAAAUGUGAAAGAUAGGUACUUAUGUCAUUUAGUUCUACCGUUUAUACGAAUAACGAAGAAAUUCGGAUAAAAAAAAAAUAAAUAACUGUUGUACUGAAAAAAGUGUUAUCUUAAAUAAAUGUUAAAUUUAUAUCGGAAUUGCACCAAGUAUUUCUUCAACAGCCAAAAACCUUCACCUUCUGUACAUUUUACCUCGACUUUCACAGUUUAAUGCAAUAUCAUUUAAGAUGUCAAGGCCGUCCAAGAUCUAAAUGAGUUAUCUACCACGAAAUGCGGCAGGAGAACGAUUAGAAAAGUGUAUAAGAAACACUUCAGGACAAUACAAAUAAUAUAUGACAAAGCGAUGCACGCUUUUCACAUGGUGGUUUUUAUAAAUCUCAUUUGAAAUAUUAGCUCCAAGUAAAAAGGUAUUACUUUCAUCUUCUAAGCAAACAUGUGAUAUCAAUUGGGUCGCUUGCUAUCGAAAUGGUUUGAAAAAUAUAUUGAAAAGAUGUC
Diprion similis is the source of this 1902-nucleotide messenger RNA. RefSeq names its product CD63 antigen-like. Gene Ontology annotation, cellular component: membrane. The transcript is spliced from 5 exons. The coding region runs from base 401 to 1129 and encodes 242 amino acids. The record is from RefSeq and is a predicted model, not a curated record. NCBI's taxonomy places the organism in Eukaryota, Metazoa, Arthropoda, Insecta, Hymenoptera, Diprionidae.